Molecule: messenger RNA, 1122 nt
Organism: Cuscuta campestris
Lineage: Eukaryota; Viridiplantae; Streptophyta; Magnoliopsida; Solanales; Convolvulaceae
Source: the annotation of a GenBank genome assembly
CGUUAAUUAAAGAUAGUCUUUCCAAGCAAGGAUUGGAUUUUCCUUUAUUUAAAAAAAUAGAGAUGUGAGGUCCAAGGGUCUUGUUGCCAUAGCUUGCCGCCCAGUUUACUUGGAGAUGGAGAAAAGAAGGCUUCGACAGAUUAAUUUUUAAAGAUGUUCUUUCCUCUUUUUUUUAAUAAAUACAUCUAACCGGGGAUUGGGAACUCGUGCAGCUUUUCCAGUUUUCAUUCGAAUAAUCUUUCAAAUCAGAGUAAUAAUUUUAUCAUGGGUGCUUUAGCUGCUGUUUUUAGACAUCUGAAUUCAUUAGUGGGGCCAGGAGUGAUGCUUCUGUUUCCUCUGUUUUCAUCGAUGAAAGCUAUAGAGAGCCCCACAACAUUGGACGAUCAGCAAUGGCUAACCUAUUGGAUUCUCUACUCCUUCAUUACCCUCUUUGAGCUCUCAUGUUGGAAGGUCCUACAAUGGUUACCAUUCUGGGCAUUCAUCAAGCUCCUGCUCUGUAUGUGGUUGGUUCUGCCAAGUUUCAAUGGAGCAGCUUAUAUAUAUGAGAACUAUAUAAGUAAACACGUGAGAAUCGGGGGCCAGGUAAGCUCAAAGUACUCGGAGACACAUAGGAAGGCCAUGCAGAUGAUGAGCCUUGAUGCCAGGAAAUCAGUGGAGGACUACAUAGACACACAUGGACCAGAGGCGUUCAACAAAGUGAUCACAGCGGCUCUAAAAGAGGCGAAAGAGAACAUGAAGGAGGGUAAAAGUAGAAUUUAGACCUUUGGUCCAAGAAUGACCCCCUGGAAAUGUAUGGUUGGGAGAGCUUGAGAGAAAUGUGGGAAUGGUUUAUGAGAGUUUGUGUAAAAAUUAGAAUUAAUUGAAUGUAAGGCAAUCAGUGAUUCAACAAACAUAUUAUUGCAAAAGCUAUUUCGUGUUUAAAAGAAUUGAAGAAUUAACUCACACUGAGAUAAUCGAAGUGUAGAAUUGUUGUUGGACGUAAAGAUAUGCAGCAACACAUAUUGCUGCAGUUAAUAACUGCAAGUGGUUGAGCGUGAUGACCGACUUUUUGAAUUAGAUUGAUCAAUCUUGAGGAUGGCCUCAAAAUUCUGGAAGCAUUUGAGUGCUCUUGCCUGAAAGUGA